Monomorium pharaonis (pharaoh ant) is the source of this 598-nucleotide messenger RNA. RefSeq names its product ubiquitin carboxyl-terminal hydrolase calypso-like. The transcript has 4 exons. The record is from RefSeq and is a predicted model, not a curated record. Lineage: Eukaryota; Metazoa; Arthropoda; Insecta; Hymenoptera; Formicidae. Bases 1 to 456 code for a protein of 151 amino acids.
AUGGAAUCCGGACAGAGCAGUCCCACGUCAACGAAGGAUUUCAAGAAGUUUCGUGGUAAUCAGAGUUGCUGGCGACGAGAAGAACGAGGCGGGUCUUAUAUCCGGAAUGUUCGAACCCACACGUUCGCACCCAAGGAUCUCCUGGCGUUGCUGAAGAAUUUGGAGCACGAGAUCAGCGUGUGCGAGACCAGCCUGAAGGACGAGAACGAUAAAAGAAACAAGUACAAGAUUGACGAUUGCCGGAGAACGCAUAAUUACGAUGAAUUUAUUUGCACCUUCCUCUCGAUGCUCGCCCAGCAAGGGAAACUGGCGGAAUUGGUCCAGCAACAUCUAACAUUAAAGAAACAUUCUUCUGUCUCGGUGAAUAGAGUUCACAGGUCAUCAAAGAAGUCAGACACUCGUCAAAAUUCGUCACGCAGACGUCGUGGUAGAACAAAAUGUAAAAAACGAAAGUAAUCUGUAACUAUGUAAAUUUUAACCUUAGGACAUCAUUCCGUCGAUUCGGAACUAUUUGGAUUGUUUAUAAUGAGCAUAUACGAAACACAUAUGAAAACUUGAUAGUUUCAAAAAAAUCAUACAAAGGGUCAUACAUAAUGAU